Beauveria bassiana ARSEF 2860 is the source of this 189-nucleotide messenger RNA. Its product is annotated as protein transport protein YOS1. NCBI's taxonomy places the organism in Eukaryota, Fungi, Ascomycota, Sordariomycetes, Hypocreales, Cordycipitaceae. The coding region runs from base 1 to 189 and encodes 62 amino acids. The record is from RefSeq and is a predicted model, not a curated record. Gene Ontology annotation, cellular component: endoplasmic reticulum membrane; Golgi membrane; COPII-coated ER to Golgi transport vesicle. Gene Ontology annotation, biological process: endoplasmic reticulum to Golgi vesicle-mediated transport. The transcript has 2 exons.
AUGUUUUUUCUCGGCAACCUGUUCUACGUCACCUGCCUCCUGAUCAAUGCGGUGGCUAUUCUCUCAGAGGACCGCUUUCUGGCGCGCAUAAACCUGUCUCCGGGAUCGCACGAUCCCGGAUUCGGCACGGGCUCGGAGCCGCAGAGCGUGCAGGCCAAGAUUGUACACUUGAUUGCCAGUUGCCUUUAA